Coccidioides posadasii C735 delta SOWgp is the source of this 1102-nucleotide messenger RNA. RefSeq lists its product as uncharacterized. The record is from RefSeq and is a predicted model, not a curated record. NCBI's taxonomy places the organism in Eukaryota, Fungi, Ascomycota, Eurotiomycetes, Onygenales, Onygenaceae. Gene Ontology annotation, molecular function: 2-oxoglutarate-dependent dioxygenase activity.
AUUGGACUCGCAUAUUACCUUACCGUCCGUUGAACCACCAUGGCAAACCCUUCUCGGUACUCUCCAUUGACGAAGCUUCCCAUUCGACUCCCCAUUAUUGAUAUUUCGAGCACCCGCCCGGAAACGGGCAAAGCGAUGAUAGAUGCAGCCACCAAAUAUGGAUUUCUAUAUGUUGAUAGUGUGACCAGUGACUUUUCAGAUGAGGAUGUGGAAUCGGCUUUUGCAAUGGCGCGAAAAUUUUUUGCAUCUCCACAUGAAGAAAAAGUGCAAGCUAAAAUCGGAUCAAAUAAUAGGGGCUGGACAGGUAUGCACGUUGAGACUUUAGAUCCGAAUCAUCAAAAGAGAGGUGAUUUUAAGGAAGCAUUCAACUUCGGCGAAUUCAAGAAUGAUAAAGCGCAGCAACCUCUCCCUUCCUCCCUCGUUCCUCAUGAAGCGGAGAUAUCUCGCUUCAUGAACCUAUGCAGAAAGACAUGUGACCGUAUUCUCACCCUCCUUGCGUUGGGAUUAGGAAUCCCAUCGGAUUGGUUCACCACACGACACGAUUCCUCCAAAGGUCCCUCGGGUGUGACAUUCCGCUUCCUCUACUACCCAUCCAUCCAAUCCCCUUCGACCUCCACAUUCCAGCAAAACAUUGACGUCCGCGCCGGGGCCCACAGCGACUACGGAAGCAUCACCCUCCUCUUCCAACGCGACGGACAGCCCGGCCUCGAAAUCCAAACUCCAACGGGGGAAUGGGCACCUGUUCCCAUCCGACCCCAGCAGGAGUCCACGACGACAAGCUUCCCGCCGAUUCUGGUCAACAUCGGCGACUUGCUCAGCUACUGGACGAACGGGCUGUUGAAGUCCACCGUUCAUCGAGUUGUGUUUCCAGUGGAACAGCAAUCAGGUUCUUCUCCCGGCGAUGAUAGAUAUAGCAUGGCGUAUUUCUGCCAUCCGCUGGACGAUACGGAACUUGUUCCCGUGCCUAGCAAGCUAGUUGAGCAGCAUAGAGAUGCAAUUGCCGGCGACGGGCCCAACGCCGAUAAAAUUAUGACGGCUCGCGACCAUCUUGCAAGUAGACUAGCGGCAACGUAUGGUGGCAAUCCAAAUGAGUAUAAGUAAG